Messenger RNA from Toxotes jaculatrix (banded archerfish), 1194 nucleotides. Its product is annotated as alpha-2A adrenergic receptor-like. NCBI's taxonomy places the organism in Eukaryota, Metazoa, Chordata, Actinopteri, Toxotidae. The transcript has a single exon. Gene Ontology annotation, cellular component: membrane. Gene Ontology annotation, biological process: adenylate cyclase-activating adrenergic receptor signaling pathway. The record is from RefSeq and is a predicted model, not a curated record. The coding region runs from base 1 to 1194 and encodes 397 amino acids. Gene Ontology annotation, molecular function: adrenergic receptor activity.
AUGGGCUGUCUUAACUUCACCAGCGGAAAUGAGACUUUGCCUGGCAGGCAUCCAUACACUGCGCAGACCUAUGUGCCUCUAACAAUCCUGGUGGGGAUCCUGAUCCUGCUAACCGUUUUUGGCAAUGUCAUGGUAGUGAUUGCUGUGAUUACAAGCCGAGCCUUGAGGGCACCUCAGAACUUGUUUUUAGUCUCUCUGGCAUGUGCAGACAUCCUGGUUUCCACCUUAGUGAUGCCUUUUUCUUUAGCGAAUGAACUGAUGGGUUACUGGUACUUUGGUAAAGUGUGGUGUGAAAUCUACCUUGCUUUGGAUGUGCUCUUCUGCACCUCAUCCAUUGUUCACCUGUGUGCCAUCAGCCUGGACAGAUACUGGUCCGUAACUCAAGCGAUUGAGUACAACCUGAGAAGGACACCAUGCAGGAUUAAAUGCACAAUCUUCAUAGUUUGGGUACUGGCGGCCAUCAUUUCAUUCCCUCCGCUUAUCACAAUGACAAAGGAUGAGGGUAAAGAGGACAGCCCUGAAUGUAAGAUUAAUGAGGAGAAAUGGUACAUUAUUUUCUCCAGCACUGCCUCCUUCUUUGCACCCUGCGUCAUCAUGAUUAUGGUGUAUGUUAGAAUCUACCAGAUUGCCAAGAAAAUAACAAGAGCCCCACCAGGUGAAAGACAAAGAGAAAAUGACACAAAGUGUGGUCUGGACCCCCUGGAGAGAAAAGACAAAGAAGGGAAGGAGGUGGAAGGGGGGGACGGCAGAGAGGUCAACGGGUUUGACAUGGAGGAAGAACCAUCCUCUUCUGAUGGGAAUGAAACCAUUCUGUGUUCCCUGAAGAAAAAGAAAGGUCUCAGGACAACCAAAGUGGCUCAGGUGAGACCUGGAGAGACAUCUCCAACACCAGAGGUGCAGCCUUGUGUAAGAGUGAGCAGGUGGAAAGGAAGGCAAUACAGAGAGAGGCGCUUCACAUUUGUUCUGGCUGUGGUCAUGGGAGUGUUUGUUCUCUGCUGGUUCCCCUUUUUCUUCACAUACACGCUGACUGCUGUGUGUGACACCUGCUGCGUCCCAGAGACAUUGUUCAAAAUGUUUUUCUGGUUUGGUUACUGCAAUAGCUCACUAAAUCCUGUUAUAUACACUAUAUUCAAUAAUGACUUCAGGAGGUCUUUUAAAAAGAUCCUUUGUAAAGUUGACAGAAGGGGCUUAUAA